Messenger RNA from Benincasa hispida (wax gourd), 1938 nucleotides. RefSeq lists its product as uncharacterized. Lineage: Eukaryota; Viridiplantae; Streptophyta; Magnoliopsida; Cucurbitales; Cucurbitaceae. Gene Ontology annotation, biological process: root development; shoot system development. The record is from RefSeq and is a predicted model, not a curated record.
UAUUGACUUUUAUAUGAAAGCAUCAUAAAGAACAAUAAAUUUUUAGGGAAAAAUUAUUGAAAUGAUAGUUACAAACAGUUACAUUGAUAUGUUUGUGAUGUUUUAAUAUCUGUUCUAGUUGGGUCCUUGUCCUAUCUUUUUUAUGAAAAUGAUGGGCCACAGUGAUGGUCAAUACCUCAACAAUAAACCUUCUGUAAUUUUGGGAGUAAAGAAAUUAGCAUUAAUAAUAGAUUAUCUGUCAGAUAAAUCCAUUUGAUUAUAAAGAAAUUAGCAUUAAUAAUCGUGUAGAUAAGAAAAAGGUGGGAGGGAAGCAUGCCAUAAACAUUGCUGAAUUAUUGGUUUCUGCAAAUCAAUUACUUAAUUAUAAUAAGAUGAGUUUGAGAUUCCUCAUGUCUCCCUCGGCCAAGAUAUAUAAAUAGGACCCGGAAGGCCAAAAGAUGAAGUCAAAUUGAAACUGCUCUGGCUAUUUUGCAAUCCAUUAACUUAGGCUUUUUGCAAAAUAAAAUGGAUUCCUUUGCUACAAACUCAAAGAAGUCAUUCCAUAUCCGCUCAAACAGCUUGCCUUCAAAGCCACAUCCAGUUGUUGCUGAAGUCAAUGAACAGCUUUGCAGAUUGCAGGCCUCUGAAGCCACUUCUUCAUCUUCUACUUUGUGCCAAAAACUUGAUGGCCUUAAAGAUUUGCAUGAUUGCAUUGAUAAGUUGCUUCUUUUGCCCCUCACCCAUCAAGCUCUUGUUGACAAAAAAUCGGUUGAUGACUUGCUAGAAGGAUCUCUCAAGCUCUUGGACGUGUGUGCUUCGGCUAAGGAUGUGUUAUCCCAAAUGAAGGAAUGUGCUCACGAACUUGAGUUGGCUUUGCGCAGAAGAAGAGGAGAUAUUGUAGUUGAUGUUCAAAAGUAUUUAACCUCAAGGAAGAUGUUGAAAAAGGUAAUCCACAAGGCCUUGAAGGGAAGGGAAAAAACAAGUUCCCAAAAGAGUGAUGAAAGUUCAGAAAUUGUUAGCUUGUUAAAGGAGGCAGAAACUGUCACAUAUAACAGCAUCGAAUGCUUGUUGUUAUUUGUAGCAGGGCCAAAGAUGCCAUCAAAGAUGAGCAAAUGGUCAUUGGUUUCCAAGUUGAUGCAACCUAAGAGAGUAGCCUGCAAAGAUGAUGGCACAGAUGGAAAUGAAGUGGAGAUGGUGGAUGUUGCAUUAAGUUCAAUCACCAAUCACAAAUUUGAUUUCCUUGUGCAAGGUGAAGAUGUCCAGAACUCGCUGAGCAAAUUGAAGUUGUGUAUUCAUGACAUCGAAGAAGGUCUUGAGAGUCUAUAUCGCCAUCUUAUAAAAAACAGAGUCUCACUUCUUAACAUCCUAAAUCACUAAGGAUGAAAUUUCAAAAAGUAGUAUCAUAGCCGAUUCCAAUGGAAUCCAUUUUUGUCAAAUGUAAACACCACAGUACAUAUAUAUACAAAUACAUUUCAUAACAUCUUUGCAAAGCAAACCAUCUUCUUCUCCAGCUAACUUUUUGCAAUAUUAUUAUUGUUGAUAUAGUUAAAAAUGCAAACAUAGUCCUAUAUGAAAUAGAAGUGAGAAAGAUCCUUAUUAUAUAAGUUUGGAUAAUAAAUAUAAUACUACGAGGUUUUUCAAGUUGAAUCCAAAAAGUAAAAUCAUGGCUACAUAGUCCAAAGUGAAGACUAUAAUCAUGGUGAUGUGACAAAAAAAAAUCUAUCCACCACCCAGCACAUCAUUAUUUUUGUCUAUUAACUAUGUACACUUUCUUUGUUUUAACCAUUAAGGAUUGCGAACUAUUGGAUAAAAAAGAAAUUGUGUUUCACUUCUAAAGUGAUUUUCCCACUAAAGCUUAAACUAUGGUAUGUUAACUAGAGGUCCAUUAGUUAACCAAGGUUACAUAAUGAAGCUAAGUAUUGAAAUUGGCAAUGCUGUCAAGGAUUCCAAUUGCCUCCG